Messenger RNA from Argiope bruennichi, 4076 nucleotides. Its product is annotated as zinc finger protein OZF-like. The record is from RefSeq and is a predicted model, not a curated record. NCBI's taxonomy places the organism in Eukaryota, Metazoa, Arthropoda, Arachnida, Araneae, Araneidae. The transcript has 3 exons. The coding region runs from base 814 to 2088 and encodes 424 amino acids. Gene Ontology annotation, biological process: regulation of transcription by RNA polymerase II. Gene Ontology annotation, molecular function: zinc ion binding; DNA-binding transcription factor activity, RNA polymerase II-specific; RNA polymerase II cis-regulatory region sequence-specific DNA binding. Gene Ontology annotation, cellular component: nucleus.
AAUACUUAUCAGUAAAAAGUUCUAAUUAGAUGGCGGGAAAUAGUAACCGUAACUGUUCCGCGGAAGUAUUUGUUUAUUUUGUCCGCCAUCUUUAUUGGCGACUUGGCAUUGUUGGCGCAGCUGGGUGCACACUAAAAUUCACUUUUACCAAUUUGCUAAUUAAAUAGUGCAAAUUGCUGUUUUUGAAGAAAGAGUGUGAUGUAACAAUUCAGUGUAAAAUACCUUCCAUUUAGAUGUUAAAUGACCUACAGUUUUUAAGAUUUAGAAACUACGUUCUGAAAACCCUUGAUGAAUGCCAUAAUUUUGAAGUAUGCCCUGGUAAUGAAAACGUCUACUAGUCAUUACGUCUUUCUGACGGAAGGGGACAACCUUGAAAAGGCGAGACCGUUUCAACAACCACAAAUCCAGGUUGAAACAGAUCUUAGAUGAAAUUCCAUGCCAUGAGAUAGAAAAAGUUGGAAAAAGUCACUACUCUUGUAGAUGUGUAUAUACAUAUUUUUUUAACUGUAUUUAUUUAUUGUUUAUUUGUAUAUGUAUUUGUAUGAAUAUUUUUCAUCAUCUACUGGACAGAAAAAUUUUAUGCUUAUGGUUCCCUUAUGGAUCGUAUUCCCAGGAUCAAAAUUUAGAUUCCCGUCUUUUGAUUCUUAUAAUGUAAAAGCACAAAUGUUAAACUGAAAAAUUAGUUCCUGUGUACCUAAAAAAUUUUAUUUGCAAGCUGAAACUGAAAGUAAAAGGGGGAAUGCAUAUAAAUUAUGAACUAGAGUGCUAUCAAAACCAGUUGUUUUAAGGAAGGGCUUGAUUAUUACUUACAUAAUGGAGGAGUCGUGCGUCUCUGAAUUAUGUAGUCAAGCAUUUCCACGGCAACAAAAUGUAAAGGAAAAUUUACUCCAUCAUACAAAUGCGAAACCUUAUACUUGUGACAUUUGUAAUAAAACAUUUUCUCACCACCAGAAUUUAAGAAAACAUUUACGGACGCAUACGACUGAGAAAUUGUAUGCAUGCGAUAUCUGUAAUAAAAAUUUUUCUUUGGAAUCGUAUUUAAAAGAUCAUUUAAGGAGACAUUUUCCUCUGCAGCAUACAAAAGAGAAAUUGCUUUCAUGUCAUAUAUGUAAUAAAACAUUUUUUAAAAAUCGAAGUUUACAAAUACAUUUAUCGAAUCACUCAAAAGAGAAAUCGCAUGUGUGUGACAUAUGCCGUAAGGCUUUUACUCAUCAGCACUAUUUAAAGAUGCAUUUAAGAACACAUGAAAAGGAGAAAUCGUUUGCCUGUGAAAUUUGUAAUAAAACGUUUUCUCGGCCAGCGGAUGUGAAGGCACAUUUACGUUCCCAUACAAAAGAAAAGCCGUUUGUAUGUGACGUGUGCCGUAAAGCGUUUACGCACCAGCAAACUUUAAAGAGACAUUUAAGGAUACAUACAGGAGAGAAACCGUAUGAAUGCGAAAUUUGUAAUAAAACGUUUUCUCAUCGAAGUAACUUAAAAACACAUUUACGUUCUCAUACGAAAGAGAGACCGUUUGUAUGUAACGUAUGCAAUAAAGCUUUCACUCAGCGAAAUGUUUUAAAGACGCAUUUACAGAUACAUAUGAAACCGUUUGCAUGUGAUAUUUGCAAUAAAACUUUUUCUGAAAAUUCGUGCUUGCAAAAUCAUUUACGGAUGCAUGCAAAAGAAAAACCGUUUGCAUGCGACAUUUGCAAUAAAGAAUAUCCUCGACUGACCCAUUUAAUGACGCAUUUACGUGCUCAUACAAAAGAAAAACCAUUUACUUGCGAUAUUUGCAAUAAAGCAUUUUAUCGGCCCUCUCAUUUAAAAAAGCAUUUGCGGGCGCACACAAAUGACAAACCGUAUGCAUGUGACAUUUGUAAUAAAACAUUUUCUCUGCAACCGUAUCUAACAGCGCAUUUACGGACACAUACGAAUGAUAAACCUUUUGUUUGUAAGAUUUGCAAUAAAGCAUUCUCUGUGAAUAGGAGUUUGAAAACACAUUUAAUGACUCAUACAAAAGAGAAACCUGAUAUUACUGAUGUUUCUGAUGAAACGUCUUUUCUGCAACGCAAUUUAGAUAUUUUUACAGACACCAAUGAAAAAUAAAUCGCUUACAUGUGACAUACAUGUAUUGAAAAUAAUUUUUUUUUGGUGAUAUGUUGAAGAAAAAUCGUUUUUAUGUUAAAUGUGUUGUAAAAAAAAAAAAAAAAUAUUUGUAGUAAAUUUUUUAUUUUCGUUCAAGUUUAAAUACUGCAUAUAUUUGACAAACCAUUUACAUAUGACAUUGUUAUAGAACAUAUUCUCAAAGUCAGAUAUUAAAUCACAGUUACUCAUUUAUAUGAAAAUGAUACAAUAUACUUGUUAGCAUUUCAAAUGAAACAUUUUCUUUGAAGCAAAAUGCAAAGACACAUGGCAGGUUGCAAAUGAAAUCUUGUUCAUCGCAUUAUUUACAAAUGCUUAUGAAAGAAAAAGCUUUUAUGCGCGACUUUUGCAGUAAAGCAUUUUCUUACUAACCUCAUUAAAUAGAACAUUUAUUGAUGCAUGCAAAAGAGAAAUCAAAUGCACGAAUGUGAUAUUUGUAGUAUAAUAUUUUCUCCUCGAUGCCUUUUUAAGACACAUAUACUGACCCAUAUUAUACAAAAUGAAGAAACCAUACACCUAUGAUAUUUAUUGAAGCAUAUUUUUACUGGCAUGUGCUAAAGAGAUGCUUGAUGUUACACCACGCUUGUGGCAAAUGUAGCUUACAGACUUUAAAAAAAAUUCCUUUAAAUAAAAACUAUGAUAUUUAAGACAGAUUCAUUUAUAAAUAAACCAGUUCCUAUUUCUUUCUUUUUUUUUGGCAUGCAGAUUACUUGAGAUAUAUAUAACAGAUUUCAUCAUUCUACAAUAUAACACCCUGCCUUUUUCCAUUACUAUUAUUUUCUUUCAUUUCAAUCAAUAAUAAUAUGUUGCCAGAUGCAUAUUUUUUUUUUCUAAUGUUAAGAAAUUUUUAUGGCUGAAUUUUCUGAUUGUAUUUGUUAAUGCCUUCUGUGGAAUGAUUAAAUGAAUUGUCAUGUCAUUUGAGUUAAUUAUAUGAACUUCAAACAAAGUAUAUUUAUUAAUAUUAAAAAUAUUUUAUUUGCAUGUAUUGAAUAAGCCAACAAAUAUUUACAUUCUUCACAGAAUAUCAAGGAAAAAGUUUUUUGAUUGAAUUACUGUGUGUAUUUAUUACAUAUGGAAUAGAUUUCUUAUGUGAUGUCUUUAGUCUCCUUAAUUUUCAUUUUAAUAUCAAAGGAAAUUUGUAAAAGCUUAUAACUACCCAAUUUGUAUGAUUAAAUAAAUUAUUUUAUUGGUAUAUACUAGGUUUUGCUUACAUUUGAACAGAGAAAACAUUUCUUUAUGCAUUUAAUUUGGUAAGAAAAAAAUUGAAAUGUUUAUAAUUGUUAUAGUGAUUGGAACUCUCAGUUAAAUUGACUAAUUUAGUUAAAAGUUAAGUUUGCUAUGUAUAUAUAAGAAAAAUAUAUUAUUACCUUGCAAGAAUAUCAUCAAAUAUUUAAUAUCUGGAUCAAGAAAUACUGUACAAGUUCCAAAAACAGUGUAAUAUUUUGAAUUACUAUACAAAUUGACAUAAAAAAAUUCUAUUUAUAGAAAUUUCAAAUUUAUUAAUACAAAUAUAAAAUUUUGUAAAUUAUCACAAAUGUCCAAAAUAUGACAGUUAUUAUAUAUUCGUACUGAUAAUGUUGGCUAAGGGCAUUGCAGUCUUUUCCAUAGUAUACCAUUUUCAAUUUUUGUGACUGAAACUACAGUUGUAAAAUGAUGGCUUUCUUGAUAGUAAAAAAAUCCAAAAUAUAUGAUGGUAUACUAUCCAGAUGAAAUGCUGUGAAUGUAGAAGAAACUUUAAAGUUCUUAUUCUAUUAUGACCAUAUGCUCAGUACAAUUAUACACUGAGAAUUACUUUUGUUGAAUUCAAAAAAUUAUGAUGCAUUUAAAUGGUUAUUAAUGUAAGAACUAUGCUGGUUUUUUAAAAGUUGAUAUAUUUCAUUUAUUUUUAUGUGAUAUAUAUGAAAAGUUCGUUGGUAACUUUCGGAUUCUCUGUAUAUUAUCUUAUAUAAAAU